Molecule: messenger RNA, 621 nt
Organism: Aspergillus caelatus
Lineage: Eukaryota; Fungi; Ascomycota; Eurotiomycetes; Eurotiales; Aspergillaceae
Exons: 1
Coding region: 229-621 (130 amino acids)
Source: RefSeq, a predicted model, not a curated record
GCAACAUUCACUACAGUUUCACAAAGAGAUUCUAUGAUGACCUAGUCCUAUGUCUUGGUCUCAGGAUGCUCUCUACGUGGCAUCUUUCCUCCAUGCUUUUUAUUAUGAUAUACCUUUAUCAGUAAUAAGUAUACUCAACUCAACAUUCAGUAUUAAGAAUAGUUUGAAAAUACUCCACAUUCACAUCACUCAUAACUUCUUAACUCUCCUCUCCACAAAACAAAAACAAUGCCCGCUCUCUACGUCGCAAUCUACUACCCCCGCUAUGGCAACUACCAACACUGGGCUCUCCACCUGCACACCACAACCGAAGAUCUCAUCUUCGAAGUCGACGGCGAACACCCCUCCUUCCAAAAGCUGACAUCCCGCGGCAAGCCCUCCGAUUCCGACUCCCUAAUCAUGUCACUGCUGGUCAGCGAGAUCGGGGAUCCUGAUGUGCCCACCAUCAAAGCGGCGGUAGAGGCCGCCCGCAUUGACAAUGAGACGCUUGAAUGGGAUUGUCAGGAAUAUGUGCUUGAGAUUCUGGAAGCGUGUGAGCAGGAGGCGGUGUUGGAUACGGAUGAUGAGCAUUAUGUGGAGGUUAUGAAGUUUUUAAAAUCGAAGCGGGGGCCAACACUUUGA